GCUGUUCUCUACGCAUCGUUAAUAAUUGUUGUUAUGAAUAACCUACGGAUAUUCACACAGCUAGGUACGCGUUCCACUGCCUGAGAACACCUCUUAUCGCGCGUGCCAUAGAGUUAACUUCUGACAUGACAUAUUUGAUAAUAGCUCUUACGUGAACGCUCAGAUGUCUGAAGAAUCAGCCCCUCUUCGUUUUGGAUGAGGCCCAUUUAGGUCGAAUCCUUGAAAUUGUCUAAAGUUUUGCAGUUUGCCCUUGAUCAUGCAACAUUUGUAAUGUUUCACGUAGGAUCCAAUACCAUAGUCAUAAGUUGAGGCGUUGUUUCAGUGAUUGACAUUAGCAGUUGGCUCUACUUAUUGUUUGUCUGUGCUACGAUUACGGAGUGAAAACUUACAAUAGUGCUUAGAAUUCCUAUGCUAUAAUGUCAACGACAAGACAACACCCGUUUUUAAACAUCUUUUGCCUGAAGGUUGUCAUAAUCUUGAUGGCUCAUCAGAUUUUUCAAAAUUUUGCCUUUGGAGACAUCUUUGUGAUGAAUGCAUCCAUGAUUGAAUCAGAUUGCGUGUCUUCUUGUGGCACAUCGCAGGUGGAUUACGAUUUCAAUUUUGAUUGCCAACGUGGUUGUCGUUUCUUUGAAACGUACAGGACAGCGUCCAUUUUAGUGCAGUUUGACGACAUGGCUGCACUGAAAACUUGCCAUCAAUCUUGUUUAGAGGCAUAUGGCAAUGAACCGAGGAAGAUAAUGGCAUGCUCUAAUGGUUGCACUAGUGCUCAACACGCGUACCGUAAAGUCUAUUCGUUGUCUUUACAAUGGUUGCAAGAACUGCAUAAAAACGUGACUUUUUUCGAAACUUUGAUGGAUGUGACAGAUGCUGUCGUCAACUCAAGACGUUUCGUGGAUGUUCCCAUUCGUUUUCAAAGCACGAACCAGAAUACAAAAAGUUUACCUGUAAAAGAAGAAUUUUUCCCCGUUCGAACUCAACGUACUUUAGAAAAGCAAGCCGAUUUGCCAGAAGAAAAUUACGACGUGAAGAAACCAUCAUCCAUGGUGCCAGAUUGGAUCGCUCAAAGCGCUUUUGUUUUUUUCACACUCGGAAUUGUUUUGUUGCUGGGAGUUUGCUGUUAUUGUUGCAUUUUUGCACAUUUCUUUAGACACAUGCGGGAAAAGAAUAUUAUGGAUACCGAAUUGCCACCUAGCUACGAGGAGCUUAUCAGAAAUAGUUAUGUCAUAAUGUCACCAUCCAGGAUAAAUCAUUAUCACCCCACAAGAGUCAACAAACGAGAAGAAUUGUGCAGCAUCGACAUUGACGAAACUGCAGAAGACACUGAAGCAGAAGCAACAUUCAUUUCAAAUGGCUAUUGUGAAAACCUUCAAGGUUAAUGUGGAACGACAACCAUGAGGCAUGAAUAUAAAUUUUUUACCACUCCCGGUAUCUGGACAGCUGUAAAUAUUGUACAUUCAUGUAUUUAUAACGACGAAAUACGCGUAAAACAAUAAACAAAAAGAAAAAAGCGAGGGA
Messenger RNA from Daphnia carinata, 1515 nucleotides. RefSeq lists its product as uncharacterized. The coding region runs from base 417 to 1376 and encodes 319 amino acids. NCBI's taxonomy places the organism in Eukaryota, Metazoa, Arthropoda, Branchiopoda, Diplostraca, Daphniidae. The transcript is spliced from 7 exons. The record is from RefSeq and is a predicted model, not a curated record.